Chenopodium quinoa (quinoa) is the source of this 921-nucleotide messenger RNA. Its product is annotated as 60S ribosomal protein L9-like. Gene Ontology annotation, cellular component: ribosome; cytosolic large ribosomal subunit. The transcript has 3 exons. Bases 93 to 674 code for a protein of 193 amino acids. Gene Ontology annotation, biological process: cytoplasmic translation. NCBI's taxonomy places the organism in Eukaryota, Viridiplantae, Streptophyta, Magnoliopsida, Caryophyllales, Amaranthaceae. The record is from RefSeq and is a predicted model, not a curated record. Gene Ontology annotation, molecular function: structural constituent of ribosome; rRNA binding.
CCUCCACUCCAACGCCUCUUCUUCAGUUGUUCAUCCUCAAACCCUAACCCCCGAAAAAAACCCUAGGAGAGAGAAAAUCAACACCAUCAACAAUGAAGCAAGUACUAUCCUCCGACUCCAUGGAAAUCCCAGAUGGGAUAGACAUCAAAGUCGACGCUAAGAUCAUCGUCGUUUCUGGUCCAAGGGGUACUCUCACCCGCAACUUCAAGCAUCUGAACCUCGAUUUUCAAUUGGUUACUGAUGAAGAAGGCAAGAAGAAGUUGAACAUUGAUUCGUGGUUCGGUACCAGGAAAACUUCUGCUGCUAUUCGUACUGCUAUCAGUCAUAUUGAGAAUCUCAUAACUGGUGUUACCAAGGGUUAUCGAUACAAAAUGAGGAUGGUUUACGCUCAUUUUCCCAUCAAUGCUAGUAUUACAAACUCUAACAAGAGUAUUGAGAUCCGUAACUUUCUUGGCGAGAAAAGGGUCAGGAAGGUUGACAUGUUGGAAGGUGUUACCAUCUUGAGGUCCGAGAAGGUUAAGGAUGAGCUUGUCUUGGAUGGAAGCGACAUUGAACUUGUUUCUCGAUCUGCUGCUCUGAUUAACCAGAAAUGUCAUGUUAAGAACAAGGAUAUCAGGAAGUUCCUCGACGGUAUCUACGUGAGCGAGAAGGGAAGGAUUGUUGAAGAGGAGUAACUAUGGUUGAGGCAGUAGGAAUAUGUGUCUUAUUUGUGGUGUUUUUUCUUUUCUUGGAUCUACCUAGAAUUGAAGUUUUUGGUCUCAACUUGCGUCAGACACAAUUAAUAGAUUGUUUCAAGUCUCUUUAUUACAAUUUUGUGUUGAGGAUGCUGAAUGAAAAGGAUAUGUUUAGGCAAUUCUUCCUUUGUGUUUGUACACCACAGCUUGAUUUUUUGUUCUAUAAUAUGUUCUUGUGUUAGCUUCC